Amaranthus tricolor (Joseph's coat) is the source of this 2855-nucleotide messenger RNA. Its product is annotated as probable inactive receptor kinase At5g67200. Gene Ontology annotation, biological process: protein phosphorylation. Lineage: Eukaryota; Viridiplantae; Streptophyta; Magnoliopsida; Caryophyllales; Amaranthaceae. The record is from RefSeq and is a predicted model, not a curated record. Bases 223 to 2238 code for a protein of 671 amino acids. The transcript has 3 exons. Gene Ontology annotation, molecular function: ATP binding; protein binding; protein kinase activity.
CACACAACACAACUAAAGACGAAACGACUCCAGUAUUGAAGCUCGCCUUUCAACCAAUUCCACGUGAUCUUCUGCCAGUUAAUCCAGUCUCUGUCUCCCAACAACACUCUACUCAGAUACUCUCUGACUCCCAUUACUCCUUCCUUCAUCCCCAUUCCUUCCUUCCAUUGUUCAUCAAUCACCAUUAAUGGAGUACUACUACUAAAUACUACUCUUCUUACAAUGGCUAUCUCUACAACAAUCCCAUUCCUUUUAACACUUUUCUUCAUUCCUUUCUUUCUCUCCUUUCAUGGAGUCAAAUCUUUAACCUCCCACCAUAACCAUAACCAUCUACCUAAUGAUGCUGAAUCUCUUUUAGCUUUUAAACUAAAAGCUGAUUUACACAAUAAUCUCUUGUUUAAUUCAACUUCUCAUUGUAAAUGGGUUGGUAUUCAAUGUUUUCAACACAGAGUUAUUCGCCUUGUGAUUGAGUCCCAUAAUCUUGGAGGCAUUUUCACUCCUAACUCGUUAACUCGUUUGGACCAACUCCGAGUUCUGAGUCUACGUAAUAACUCACUUACUGGGCCCAUCCCAAAUCUCUCUUCUCUUUUCAAUCUUAAAGCUAUUUUCCUUCAUCACAAUCAUUUUUCUGGGUUUUUCCCACCUUCAAUUAUAACUCUUCAUCGUAUUAGAACUAUUGAUUUUUCUUACAAUAAUCUUACAGGUGAGUUACCAACUGGGUUAACUCGAUUAGACCGGUUGUACUAUCUUCGUCUUGAGUUUAACCGAUUCACGGGAACGAUUCCACCUCUUAAUCAAUCCACUCUUUUAGUGUUUAAUGUUUCAAGUAACAAUCUUAACGGUCCAAUUCCUGUAACACCAAUUUUAUCUCAGUUUAACCCAUCAAUUUAUUCUAGAAACCCAAAUUUAUGUGGUGAGAUUCUACACAAAGAAUGUAACAAAACCCGGUUUUUUGACCCUAAUGCGGUUGCCCCUGCGUCCGCACCCGACCCGCAACAACCGCAUUUGGUUGAUGCAGGUGGGUUCGGGACACAAACAGCGCAACUCCAUGGAGUUGCGCUGAAUCAACCGACUCGAAAGAGUCAUUCAAGUAAUGUUAUUAUAUUGGGUUUCACAAUAGGGUUGAUUGUUCUUAUUGUAUCAGUUACAUGCUUUGCAUUAGCUGUAAGAAAACAGAGAAGAGAUGGUCAUCUUAUGGAAGGAACAAUGGCGUCUGAUUAUUCAGCUACGCUUGAUGCUGCUGCUGCUGUGAUGAGAACAGAGGAGGAGAGGGAAGAGAAAGUUAAGAGUGCCCAACAAGAAGGAAUCAUGAAGGUAGCCGCAGGAAAAAGUGGGAGUUUAGUAUUUUGUGCAGGAGAAACGGAGCUGUAUUCAUUAGAGCAGCUAAUGAGGGCUUCAGCAGAGUUGUUUGGAAGAGGCACGAUUGGCACGACGUAUAAGGCCGUGCUAGAGAAUGGUCUGAUCGUGUGUGUGAAAAGGCUGGAUAAUAGUAAGAUCGGUGGAGCAGGGAAAGAGGUGUUUCAACGUCAUAUGGAAUCAGUUGGUGCACUUAGACAUCCUAAUUUGGUUCCUUUAAGGUGUUAUUUUCAAGCCAAUGAAGAGAGGUUAUUAGUGUAUGAUUAUCAGCCUAAUGGGAGUUUGUAUUCUCUCAUACACGGAACUAAAUCAGCUAGGGCGAAGCCUCUACACUGGACAUCAUGCUUGAAAAUCGCGGAGGACGUAGCACAAGGCCUUUCUUAUAUUCAUCAAGCUUGGAGAUUAGUCCAUGGCAAUCUCAAGUCCUCGAAUGUCCUUCUAGGAUCCGACUUUGAGGCCUGUAUUACAGACUAUUGCUUAAGCGUCUUGACGGAUUCCUCAUUAGCCGAAGAUGACCCUAGCUUGUGGGCAUAUAAAGCGCCAGAAAUUCGUAAAGCAGAUAGUGAAGCAACAUCAAAAUCAGACGUUUAUGCGUUUGGAGUACUACUACUUGAGCUCUUGACAGGAAAACCGCCUUCUCAGCAUCCGUAUUUGACACCAAACGACAUAGUACACUGGGUAAGAUCGGCAAGAGAUGUUACAGAUGGUGGUAGCGAUGAGAACAGGCUUGUGAUGCUUCUCGAGGUGGCCAUAGCUUGUAGUGUGGCGUCCCCUGAGCAGAGGCCGAACAUGUGGCAAGUUUUGAAAAUGUUGCAGGAAAUAAAGGAGGCUGCUUUGAUGGAAGAAGACGUUGAAUUACAUCCGGGUGAGAGAAUGUCUUAGUCCUUGGAAACUAGGCUAAUCGUUGUUGCGUUAGAUAUACGUCUAUUAAUCAGUUUUCUAGUACUCAGAUUACGAAAUACCAAUUGAAUGUAUUGUAAAUAAGAUAGUUUUGGGGUAUUUAGACGGUGCUCGCUCUUACUGGAGCACUCUCCUAAGAUCGAAAACUAGCUAGAGAUGGAGACUGGACAACGGGUGUGCUCCCUUUGGUGGGGAGUAGUGCUUGCUUUCAUGCUCCGGUGGCUUCUCGGUUCCUGAACGUUUUUCAUUUAUUGCCCAUUUAUCUCAUUCGAUCGUUGAGUAACGUUCCAUUUCAGAUUAGCAUGAGCUCAUGAGUGAUAUGCAUAUAAUUUCUGGUUUUAUUGCUCAUUAUAUUUGAGAUUCAUGAUUUCAUGAAUAACAAAAUCACGAACAGACCUAUUAGAGAAGCUCUAAAAAGACUUUUCUUGCUCAUCAAACACUUGCAAUUUCUUCCUGAUUUUUCUUUAUAUAUCUCAUCGCUUAUACAAGAGUUGGGUUGUAUAUUAACCUUUGGGUUUUUCAAAGCAAGAUUCCUUCUUGAUGCAGUUGGGGGAACCUUUAGAUUUCAAGGGCCUAGGGAAAAAAAAAAUUAUGGGCCC